AUGUCUGAUGUUAUUUGUCCCGAUAACUCAUGUUAUGAGAAAAAUAAUAAGAACGGAGGUGAGGAUGGUAUCAUAGAGGCAAGGGAAGAGGUGGAUGUUAGUAAUGGUAGUAAAGAACACGAUUUAACUCCGGUUAAGGAAUUAAAAUCUAAAGAAUUAUUCGCGGUUGAACUUAAUAGCGAUAUGGAUAUCUCUACUAAAAUGCUAAGUGCAGUUCGAGAGGAUGUCAAAGGUUAUCGUCUCUUUAAUCUCAGAACAAAGCAAGUAAUAACCAGUCGGGAUGUAAUAAUAAUGGCAAAAGUAAGGAAAUCAGAAAUACCAGUACCAGUGCAAGAAACUGUGAGAAAUAAUGAAGAGAAUUUAAAUUCAGUGGCGGAAAUACCUGUAAAAGAGGAUACUGUAUCAGAAGAUGAUGCUGAUGAUUCAGAUAGCACAUAUGUCCCGAGUGACUAUGAAGAUGCAAAUUCAAUUGAAAGAUUACAUGUGGAGAGACCAACUAGAGUAAGGAGAGAGCUUAAUAGAUAUGGAUGGUACGCAUGCAUUGGUGAUAAUGCAUUUAAUGAUGCUAGUGGUUUAUCCGUACAGGAAGCAUUAAAUGGAACUGAAAAAGAACAAUGGUUAAAAGCUAUUCAAGAAGAACUUCAGUGUUUUGAAGAUAGUUGUGCUUGGGACUUAGUAGACACUCCGAAAAACGGUACCAUAGUAAAGUGCGAUACAGAAACAUGGAUGAUUACCUUGACCGGCGUACACAGAGAGAAUGUUGCCAUACAAAAAAUUCAAUUACCAAACUAUAAUAAU
Brenthis ino (lesser marbled fritillary) is the source of this 798-nucleotide messenger RNA. NCBI's taxonomy places the organism in Eukaryota, Metazoa, Arthropoda, Insecta, Lepidoptera, Nymphalidae. The record is from the annotation of a GenBank genome assembly.